Messenger RNA from Andrographis paniculata, 755 nucleotides. Its product is annotated as DNA-directed RNA polymerases II, IV and V subunit 11. Gene Ontology annotation, cellular component: RNA polymerase II, core complex. NCBI's taxonomy places the organism in Eukaryota, Viridiplantae, Streptophyta, Magnoliopsida, Lamiales, Acanthaceae. Gene Ontology annotation, molecular function: DNA binding; protein dimerization activity. The record is from RefSeq and is a predicted model, not a curated record. The transcript has 5 exons. Bases 89 to 448 code for a protein of 119 amino acids. Gene Ontology annotation, biological process: transcription by RNA polymerase II.
AUUAACAAAGCGUACGGCGGCGUUUAACUCUGCCCUGUCCACUAUUCUUCAGUAGCGAAGGAAGGACCGAGCUGGAGAGAAGAACAAGAUGAACGCCCCCGAUCGUUACGAACGCUUCGUCGUUCCUGAGGGUGUCUCCAAGGUGUCUUACGAGCGGGACACGAAGAUUAUAAAUGCUGCGUCGUUCACUAUUGAGCGUGAGGAUCACACCAUCGGCAACAUUCUCCGCAUGCAAUUGCACAGGGAUGAGAACGUUAUGUUCGCUGGCUACAAGCUGCCUCAUCCUCUCCAGUACAAAAUACUUAUAAGGAUCCACACGACCAGCCAAUCGUCACCUAUGCAAGCAUAUAAUCAGGCCAUCAAUGAUCUGGAUAAAGAACUUGAUCAUCUGAAAAAUGAAUUUGUGGCGGAGUUGGCUAAGCGACCGCAGAGGCUGCCAGAUUAUUGAGCUUGUGUCUAGAGUCGCUGAUCGGGUUUUACAAAACCUCGUGAGUUAACCGGCUAGCUAUCGAAUGGAACAUUUUAUGUAGGAACUGUGGUGAAUUUGCUUGUCAUUCUACUUCUGAUCGUGUUGGAAUAUUUCAUCAGAAAAAAAAAAUGAUUAGAAUUUGGGGUGUAUUUUGGUGUGAUUCUAUCGUUUGGACUGUGUUUAUAUUGAAGUUUCGAAUUUUGAAAAUAGGAAAAAACAAUAAAUAUAUUUAAUGUAAUAUUUUCGAGGGAAAGAAAAAGAUAUGCUAUAAGUUUUUCUUUUUUUU